UGUUCUUUCAAUGACCUACUGUUUGUUGCAUCCAAUAAUGGGCAGCUCUGCUUGUUCCAGUGGGAGGGCAAGUCGAUCGCAACUUUCAAGCUGGGUGAUUCACUAUUCUAUCAGGAUGUGGAAUAUUCACGCGCCCGACGAAUAUCCGAUUCUGAUGCAUUUUGUCUAGCGUUGGAAUGGGCACCAACUCUUGGCGGUGUGCUAACCAUUCUCUCUUCCGGCGAGGUGGCUUUAUUGCAACCACAGCAAUUUGCCGAAUCUGAUUGGGUUCUCAAAGGCAUAUUGUCCGAGCGCGUUGAUCAACCUUGCUCUCUUUCCGUGAAUGACCGGUUUAGGACGGUGGCAAUCGGGAUGGCGAACACCGACGUCGCGUUAUAUCGAAUGGACGAAACCAGCGGGGUCAUCCUCGUCCAUCAGCAUAUCCGCAUCUCAAACCGGGAGUACCCAGAUGCUUCCACUUUGGUGGGUCCCGCAACACAUCUCUCCUGGUCACCAGAUGGAUAUUGCCUUGCCAUCGCUUGGAAGCACUGCGGUUGGGCUCUCUGUUCUGUGUUCGGGGCUUUGCUUCAUAGCAGCUUGGGGGAGCACAUUGGGCUGACGAAUCGUGUCCGGCUUUCCCACUUGGUGUGGUCAGCCGGUGGCUGUCAGCUGUUGUCGUUUCUCUCCUUCUUGGACCCGAAGAAAACACCGCCCCAUUGCGACAGAGCAGCUUUGACUUACAAAACGACCGAUGGUGAGUGUGACUCACCAUUGUUCGAAGACGGGGUCAAGGACAAUGACCUUGAUGCACAUCUAGUCAUGUUUCGCGUGGUGCGAUCGGCUCUUACCACCAACCCGACGCUAGACAACCACCGUCACGUGCUACUGCAAACGGUUGAUCGAAUCAUAUACUCCAGUCGUUCACAGUUAACGCUUUCUCGGAAUCCGCAAACAAUACAUUUGCCCCUUGUGUACCUUCGGCAAAACUAUCCUCCGCAAUACGUGGCCGCAAAUGCCGAGGGAGAUCGUAUCGCUGUAGCUGGAAAACGCGGAUUCACUCAUUACUGCUGUACCACAGGUCGAUGGUACGUCUUCGGCAAUGAAGUGCAGGAACGAUCUAUUCACGUCAGUGGCGGGAUGGCUUGGUGGAAUCGGUUCCUGUGCUGCUGUUGCCUGGUACUUGACAAAGGAAUCUUUGAGUUCCGAAUGUACCCUGCGGAGAAGAGACUGGACGAUCAAUUUGCUUCUGUGUACCGGUUCACCGAACAAGCGGAACCAUUGUUGCUCGAUUGUCUGAACAAUCUGGUGACCGUACUGGCCUCGAAUGGGCGUGUGCAAAUUCUGCUCAUUUCCGCUCCGGAUUCUGAGAACCGAAAACCGCCUCUACUCAUCAGCCUGUUGCAAACAAUCGUUUUGACCAACCUUAUCCCGUUUCCAACUUGUGUGGUUCGCCUUUGCCUUUGCUCUGUCGCGGCAAACCUCCCUCGCCCCACGAGUACAUCACACCCACAGCGGCCCAAAACCGAUGAUAAGUACUCACCUGAUCUCAUGCAAUUUUCAACCGAUGCAUUGGAUUCUACACCGGCUCAGGGGGAGUUGGCAGAUCCUUGUAUGGCUGCCCGCUUCACGCCACCUCGCAGCCUGCUGAUUAAUUAUGCGGGCCAUGUGUUCAUCUUGCAACCCAACAAAACUCCUGAUGAGGCAGCGGACAAGGACGAUCCACAUAAGCGACGUCCUUUGAUUCUCACGCCUUUUUUAAUCGCUACUCACGUGGAACUGGUCUGGACAACAGCUUCCGUCUCUGUCCAAGCUUCGCUUCCCCAUCCACUCCAUGGUCUUGGCACUACUACCUCAAAUGAACUAUCAUUGGCCCCCUAUUUGAACACUUCCUUGUGGCUGUAUUGCGGUUCGGCUGGCCUGUUUGUGUGGUUACCGCUGCCAAAAUUGCACCCUUCCUCACCCGGGGAAUGGGAUCACGAACUUCCCAUUCAUAAUUCUGGCUUUCCCGCCUCUCCUUCCUCGUGCUCGCCUAAGUGGCGGCGUCAUGGGUGCACACAUCUCAUUCCUGGCUACGUGUCGCGCCGAAUCAUGCUUUCAAUUGAGCUGGAAGAGCAUGUUCACCCGUUGGCCAUUCUCUUCCAUCAGGCCAUUCUGAUAGGGAUCAUGAACGAUUUUCACAGACCGUUGCGUAUCACCGCAAAGCGCUUGGAACACAUAUCCGCGGACGAUUUCUACGCCAUCCUGCCGCACGGCGUUCUGGUGAUGGAGACGCAUGCCUUCCUGCACCGCCUAAUUCAACAACUACUGUGUAAAAACCUCGGAGCUCAUGCGCUACAGUUGUGUUCUGCUUACCAGAAUGUUCCUCACUUUCGGCGUCUCCUUGAAUGGUUGCUUCACGAGGUGUUGGAGACGGAAGCAACGUCAAAAUAUCCCAUUCCUGACCCUCUCCUUCCCCAAGUGGUCGCGUUCAUUCAGGAGUUCCCGUACUUUCUCGAAACAGUCGCCCAAUGCGCUCGCAAAACGGAGGUAGCGCGAUGGCCACACCUGUUCACCGCGGUGGGUCGGCGUCCGAAAGACUUGUUCGAUCUGUGUCUAGAUGAGAAUAAUCUACACGCCGCCACCGCUUAUUUGAUCAUACUACAGUCGUCUGAGUCGGCCGCAUUGAGUCAACGGUGCACACUGCGUUUUCUCGACAUUGCGAUUGACAUGUCUGAAUGGGACCUAAUUCGCGAUCUGAUCCGUUUCCUCAAUGCCAUCGAUCCUUGCGAGCUGAAAUGUAUGAGCUUAGCAUCUCCGGGUCCAAAUACCUCCACCUUAACCCAAUGCGCAGAUGCGGAUUCCAACACAAUGAAGCAAUCGUUUGUGAUACCGGAUGAUGUGUCUGGCACGGAGAAGGCCAGAGCGACAAGAAAUCCAGUUGAGGCUCCGACCGCCAGCGUAGAAGUUGCUCCUGCUCGAGUCUCCAGGAUAUCGUCGACUCGUGCGGAUAGUGAAUGCGAUCACUCAUUUGUUGGUCCGACGCUGUCUGAUCACAUCUGGCAGCUAGUAACUCACAAGGCGACUCAGUAUUUCGCUCAAGGUAGACUGAAAGAAAUGGCUGAAUUGGCGGCCAACUUUCCAACAUUAUGUGAUACACAGGCAUCGCAGCAUCGUGACCGUUUGGCUAAUUGGAUUGCACACCAGAAACCCGAGACACAUUUUAUACCAGACUGGCCUGAGAGUCUCACACAAUUGCACCAAAGCUUCGCAUUCUCGCUACCUCCACAUUCCGACUCGCCGGUCACCCAACUUGAACCUCCGCCAGGCACCAAUCCACGGGAGCAAAACAUCGCCGUCUGCGAAUCUGAGCUCGGUGAUACAAGACCUUCAUCAGAUCACCACGACCUCGUUUUGCGUCAACUUCGCUUCCUACUUAGUCAGCUGCUGCAAGCUGGAAGCUUCGAAUGGGCUUGUCUCGUCGCCCUCAUGCUUCAAGAUCACAACGGACUGUUCCAUUCGGUCACGCUAGCCGUAGAUGCGGCCACCAAGUUCACCUUAUCCCGUCUGAAAGAUCGACAUGGCGGAGUCGCAUCGUCUGUCGAUGUUAGGUCUACCACACGGCUGUGGCACCGCGUGGCCGGGACACCUACGACUUCGUCCUCACACACAUCCACCGAAGCCGUCCUCAGUCCCCUAUUUGGUGAUCCACUUAGUCGGGUGUUCGCUGGGUUGAGGCAGUUGAGUCUGUGGGCUACGGAAAACUGCCCAUCCUAUCAGCACUUUCUGGAGUCGCUGCAACCCGAAUUGGAUCAAGUUGUCGAACAAGCGAGCUCGUUUUUUGGACAGUGUGCUUCUGGUUCUUUGCCUGAUGGACCUCAAGUAAUUGGUGACAUUGCCGCGACCAAUUACGAGCACAUCCCUUACGGAUUUCUAAACCGAAAUGACGAUCAUUUGCGCACCACGAAACCUCCUCUGCAGGAUGCCGAUGACCUUCCUUUGCACUCGGAAGAACACAUAGAUCUUGCAGCGGUGACUCCUCAACCUUCAGAGACAGAUGCAUCGGAGACUAUUUGUUCUUCGGAGACCAGUCGAAGCACCACCAUAGAAGGACCAUAUUUUUAUGAUGGUGCUCGGGAUGACUAUCAGUUCGACGCUUCUACACACCCACGGGACUCAGGGGCCUACGAGAUAUCGGUGGGUCCUAUCCUACACAUUGAUGCAUCAAAUACCAAGGAUGGUUUUGUACCGGCAGUCUGUGUUCCUACGGCCAUUUUCGAUGGAGUGGACCCUUUGAACUCUUAUGAUCUUCUUGUCGAUGGGACGGAGGAGAUGCCUUUCUCAACAUCCCACCAUACAGCAAUAUCUACCGAGAAUGGGUCUUGUAGAGUGCUGUAAAUUUCUCACUUUUUUUCUUCUGUGGAACGUAUCAGUUAUCUCUGGCAAUCAAACACUCUCUCUUCCUCUUUAGUCGUAUGUUUUUUUUGCGAUUUGUGUAAGUGGCUUUCCAGAAAGACUGACCAGUAGUUUGUAAAAAUCGAUUUGGCCUUUUAUUUAUUUGCAAAUAUCACUGAUUUCCGCUGCUUCAUCAUUCAAACAGAUACGGAUAACAUAUGGGAGGUGACAAUGCACGACAGCAAGUAAUUUCUCGAUUUUAUUAUCUCUGUCUUACUUCAACUGACAGGAGCCUCUUCGUCUCCAUGUCUUCAUACUGGAUUCCAAAUUCUUCAUGUUUUUAUACCUUGGGACUUGAAAAAUGCGGCAACCAGGCUGUUGCCACGAAUGACACUGCCUUCUGAGACAUCCAUGCGACAACCUUGUGUUCCUCUUAGACUAUAUUUGAUGAACUUGCCACUGAAGCAUUG
Dicrocoelium dendriticum is the source of this 4820-nucleotide messenger RNA. The record is from the annotation of a GenBank genome assembly. Lineage: Eukaryota; Metazoa; Platyhelminthes; Trematoda; Plagiorchiida; Dicrocoeliidae.